CUGGCCCAGCCUGGAGUCUCUGUGGUAGGAGGCGCCCUCGCCUUGGGCCAGCAGCUGCAGCUUUAGGAGCAGCAACACUGCGCUCCCUGGCGGGUGCCCAGGAACCCUGAGGAUUCUGGGCUCCAGGCUCUGGGCAGCCGCCCGGGAGUCAGGAGACUGCGGGGCAGCAGAGGAGGCGCGGCAGCGGUGGCUCAGGGCACCUCCUCCCUGGCUUGCCAAACCCUGCCAGGUCUGACCCGCGGGGGAGGAUGGAAAUAUCCGCCGCGCUCUGAGCCCCUCAGGAAGAUAACACCCUUCCUGCCAUAUCACCCGAAGUCCUGCUUAGGCCACCGACUCGUCCCCUUCACAUCUCCAGUUUAGAGAGCGGGGCCGAGCGGAAAAGCGAGCGAUGGCGGAAAACCUGAGGAAACUAGUCUCCAGCGAAUCCUUACGAUCGAUGCUGGACAAGCUAGAGCUCUGGCUGAGGGACUACAACAAAAAUUCAUGUGAUCAAAACUUAAAUGUUUGCCUUGAAUUCAUCGAACAAGUUGCCAAAGUGCAAGGACAACUCUUUGGAAUCCUCACUGCAACAGCUCAAGAAGGAGGACGUAAUGAUAGUUUGGAAGUAAUCAAAUCACGCCUUUUGCCUUGGCUGGAGGCCUCCUUUACUUGUGCUUCCCUGGGAAAACCUGUUAGCAGCAAGGCCCCCUUUCCACAGGACACGUUGGAUAAGGAGAAACAGAAAGAGCCUGGUGUUCGGAAUUGGGCUAUACAACAAUUAGUCUCUGAGCUGAACACAUCUCCUAAUCAAGUCAAUCAGGGUCAAGACGAUCUGGCUGAAACUGAAAAGACUCUUGAAGAAACCAAGGACAGAUCGUCCAUGUCCCUUUUGGCUGCAGAGGAGGAAAUAAAUCAGCUGAGAAAUCAGCUUAAAACUCUUCAAGCCCAUGAGGAGGCCCGCAACAGGAACUCAGAGCUAAGAGGCUCCGCGCGUAAGACCUUGGAGCCUACGCGCUCGGAGCAGAGGGGCACGGAGCCUAGGGUCCCAGAUCAGAGAAGCUUGGAGCCUACGCGCUCGGAACAGAGGGCCUUGGAGCCUAGGGUCCCGGAUCAGAGAAGCUUGGAGCCUACGCGCUCGGAACAGAGGGCCUUGGAGCCUAGGGUCCCGGAUCAGAGAAGCUUGGAGCCUACGCGCUCGGAGCAGAGAAGCUGGGAGUACAGAAGCCCCGAGCCUAGGCGCUGGGAGCAGAGGAGAUCCGAGCGGCGGGCCUCCGACAAGCGCGGCGCUGAAAAGCCCAGCGCAGAAGUGAUAUGCAAUUAUGAGAAACAGAUCCGAACGCUGAAGGACGAGAUCGCUGCUCUGUGUGCUGAAAAAUCUGCACUCCAAGGAAGGUUUGCCAGGAGCCGUUCUCCUAGCCCUGCCUCUCGCGGCCGCAGCCGCAGCCGCAGCCGCAGCCACAGCCGCAGCCACAGCCGCAGCCGCAGUCCCAGACACAGCCGGGCAGGCAGCCCCUCCACCGCAAUGGUGAAGAUCAGGACCCCGUCUCCGAGUCGCGCCCGACUAUCCAGUGCAGCGCGCAGGGCUGCCCUCCUGUCGCGGUUUAACAAUGCGUAUUCCCAGGCCCGCCUGGAUGCCCAGUGCCUGUUGCGGCGCUGCAUUGACGAAGCCGAGACGGUGCAGCGUAUCAUUUACAUCGCCACAGUGGAGGCAUUUCAUAUAGCUAAAAUGGCAUUCAGACAUUUCAAGACCCGUGUGAAGAAAUCGUUGACACCGUCUUAUGCGGGGACGAAUGACUGUGAGGAUGCUGUUUUGGAUUAUAUCCUUUGUCAUCUUGAUCUAUAUGAUUCCCAAAGCAGUGUAAACGAUGUGAUCCGAGCCAUGAAUAUCAACCCCAAGAUUUCAUUACCUCAGGAAGUUGACUUUUGCAUCCUCAGUAACUUCAUCCAGGAGAUAUGCUGCAUUGCCUUUGCAAUGCAGACUUUAGAGCCACCCUUAGAUAUUGCAUUUGGGGCCGAUGGAGAGGUUUUUAAUGAUUCCAUGUACCGUCGCAGCUAUGACUCCGAUUUCACUGCCCCCUUGGUCUUCUAUCAUGUGUGGCCUGCGCUCAUGGAGAAUGACACUGUCAUCAUGAAGGGAGAGGCUGUCACCAAGAGAGGGGCUUUUUGGAAUUCGAUGAGGUCCGUAAGUCGAAGUCGAAGCAGGAGUUUAAGUCCCGUCUGCCUCCGUAGCCAUAUUGGUUUAAGCACGAUAUCUCAAAGCCGAAGUCCUUCUCCAGUAAGAUAUGGAUUGCCAAGGUUUUAAAACCACCAGAUAUGUUCCUUUGCCGCGGCACAUUUGCAACAGCCAACCUCCCCAGCGCCUCCAUCUGCCUGCAGUGUCUGCCUCAGACCUCACUUAAGAUAAUGUGAAAAGGCAAUUCUGUGUAUCACUCCACAAAUAGAGUUAAAUGUUUUGGCAUAGCGCAUUUGUAACUUCAGCUAUUUUGCAUUUUAUUUCAUUUUAUAGAUACAAAUUCCAUUAAUUUGAUAAAAACUCUUGCCCAGGUGUUUAGGAUCAUAUUCAUUUGAAGCAGAGUCCAUUACACGGGUUCAGGAUUUUCAUCCUGAAGUACUAGGCCCUUUUCUAGGAACUAUAUGAACAAAAAAAGAAAACCUUUACCAUACUGAGUCCAAAAGACAACAGGAGUCAUUUUAGUUUAUAAAUUGAUCACAAGUAUUAUAAUUGCUGGUAUUAGCUUUAACUUGAAAACAAUAUUGCUGUUUUCAUUUUCUCUUAAGUUUGGGAAGACAGCCCUAAUCUCAGGUUGGGGAACUCCUAGCAGUCACAUUGACUUCAGGCUAAAUGUAGAUGGUGAUGAUUUAAGAGACUGUAGUUCAUAGCCUUGGCUCUCUUUUUCCACUUUGAGUACCCAGUUUGGUUUAACUGAGUGCUGUAUG
This is a messenger RNA of Rhinolophus ferrumequinum (greater horseshoe bat), 2916 nucleotides long. It is a transcript of the gene SPATA18, whose product is annotated as spermatogenesis associated 18. Gene Ontology annotation, cellular component: mitochondrial outer membrane. Lineage: Eukaryota; Metazoa; Chordata; Mammalia; Chiroptera; Rhinolophidae. Gene Ontology annotation, biological process: mitochondrial protein catabolic process; mitophagy by internal vacuole formation. The record is from RefSeq and is a predicted model, not a curated record. Bases 389 to 2281 code for a protein of 630 amino acids. The transcript has 14 exons.